Messenger RNA from Puccinia graminis f. sp. tritici CRL 75-36-700-3, 591 nucleotides. RefSeq lists its product as uncharacterized. The record is from RefSeq and is a predicted model, not a curated record. Bases 1 to 591 code for a protein of 196 amino acids. NCBI's taxonomy places the organism in Eukaryota, Fungi, Basidiomycota, Pucciniomycetes, Pucciniales, Pucciniaceae. The transcript has a single exon.
AUGAAGAAUGAAGAGAAGUGGGGUCCAAGCCCUGGUGGAGACUAUCCGGCCACCCCCUAUCCCCGGCGGAGACUAUCCGGCCAGCCCCUAUCCCCGGCGGAGACUAUCCGGCCACCCCCUAUCCCCGGUGGAGACUCCGGCUGGUCUAUGACGUAUUCUAGAACGUUUCCGCGGUCACGCACCUUUCGAACACUCACCUUUAACUCGAAGACUCCUCCACAAACUCCAACAACCUUCUCCAGCCAAAAACACGCCCUCCUCGCAGAAUCUCGAAUAAAAACGUACGUUCUGCUUAACUAUAUCCCUGAUCUCUUUUCACAGCUCUCUUUGAGCAACAUUCAACUGGCUAAUCUAUCUCGUACUGAUUUGAAUGAAUCGAUAACAGUCACAGAAGAAGCCCAUAGGAAAAAGAGCUCAAAGAUGUCCGAAACCCAAACCUACACCGACGAAAACGGCGCCCAAAUCAUCGUCUGCCAGCCCGACCAAUUAGAGCAUUGUGGACGCUGUCAGAUGGACUUCACGGAAAUCAAUGACGAAGCUAGAGCCGAAGCUGCUAUCGCUGCCGGAAAAGAGCCGAACGAUGACUUCUAA